UUGACUUGGUGUUUAUGCUUCUCUCUAAGCCAAAUUCAGAAUACACACUGUUAAUAUAGAUCUCUAACAAAUAAUGUACUAUCCCCUUACUUCUUGUUUGAUCUUUCUCUUCCUCUUCUCCUUAUUCUACCAUCUUCCUUGUGCUUCAAGUAAACAAGAACUUGAAUGGUGUGAGCCUCUGUUUCAGUGCGGAGAUAUCAGCGCAGGUUUCCCCUUCUGGGGAGGAAAUCGUCCCGAAUCUUGCGGUCAUGCAUCGCUGGAGCUUCACUGCGACAUCAAAAACAUUACCUCUUUAAAUAUCUCCAACCUACGCUACAAUGUCCUCCAAAUAAAUCAGACAUCUAAUACCCUUAAACUAGUCAGAGCAGACCUGUUAGGUUCUUUUUGCUCCGCUACAUUCAAUUCCACAAUAUUGCCUCUCGAAAUCUCUGAGGUUUUGCCGAUCUACAAGAGCCUCACUAUUUUCUAUCUCUGCAACCCUCGUCUUCAGUACCUUUCCAGUUAUACAUGUCCUGGGAGUGGGAGAGGUCUUGUCUCAGCGUAUCAAAGCCCUAAUUAUCAUAGCUCCUGCCAAGGAAGUUUCACAGUUAAAGUUCCUACCAGUUUCUUUCCAGAAGUGGAAAAAUUGAAUCUAGAUUUCUUGGAAAGUGUUCUAAGAAAAGGAUUUGAGGUGAAAGUGAAGAAUGAUGAGAUACUGUGUGAAGAAUGUUCAUCCUCUCCUGCGCUUUAUAGACGCUGCGCGCAACCGUUUAGUUGUGGCGAUCAGGGCGGUCUCUUGUUCCCUUUCUGGAUACAUGGUAGAGAAGACUGUGGCCACCCAGACUUUAAGCUCCACUGUAGCAGCAGAUUGGCAGAGCUUAACGUCUCCUCAGGGACAUUCAGAAUCUUAGAUGCAAACUAUGACUCUCGUAUCGUAAGACUUGCCAGAUCGGAUUUUAAGGACAUUAUGUGUCCCACAAAACCACUACAUGUGCCUUUCGAUAAAAGCGUCGUCCUUCCAUUCGCUCCUGACACCAUGAUGCUCACAAUUUAUUACCACUGCGCAGACUUAUCAUCUAGUAUUGAUGGUACUUCCGCUAACGUUGGAAGUCUUGUGUGUGGGAAUUAUGACGAAGAUUCAAACAACUACUAUGAGAUGAGAAAUAUAACUGACGUUAAUAGUGGCCGUGUGUCUACUAACUUGAAGGAAUCUUGCAAUUCAUACGUCAGUAUACCUGUGCCUGGAUCCGCGUUGUACACGCUGCGUCCAGAGAAUUUAACCAAGACUCUUGAACAAGGUUUCGAGCUUGAACUUAAUCAAGACUGUUCAGUGUGUUUAGAGUCUAAGGGUGCUUGUGGAUACAAUGAGACUUCAAGAUCAUUCGUCUGCUAUUGUAACGAUGGAACCUUCAGCAAUAAUUAUAGCUCUAAAAAGAAAAGUCACGGGACUUUGGUCAAAGCAAUUCCCAUAGUUGGGAGUUCAGUAGCAGGAGUUGUUUUGUUCCUGGUCUUCUUAACUUCGCUUCCCUGUUUGCUCCGGAAGAGAGAAACACGGCUUAGACAACAGAAGCUGAAGGCUCUUAUUCCACUCGAACACUAUACUUACACACAAGUGAAGAGAAUUACAAAAUCUUUUGUGGAAGUGGUUGGGACAGGCGGAUUUGGAAUUGUUUAUCGAGGAACACUUAGUGAUGGUCGUAUGGUUGCGGUGAAGGUCUUGAAAGACUCAAAGGGCAAUGGUGAAGACUUCAUCAAUGAAGUUGCUAGCAUGAGCAAAACUUCUCAUCUCAACAUUGUCUCCUUGCUUGGUUUCUGCUCUGAAGGUUCUAAAAGAGCAAUUAUAUAUGAGUUUUUGGGAAAUGGGUCCCUUGAUAAGUUCAUCUCAAGCAAGAACUCGGUCAAUAUGGAUUGGGAGGCACUAUAUAGAAUCGCGCUUGGAGUUGCUCAUGGUCUAGAGUACUUGCACCAUGGGUGCAAAACAAGGAUUGUACAUUUCGACAUUAAACCACAAAAUGUACUCUUAGAUGACAACUUCUGUCCCAAAGUUUCGGACUUUGGUCUCGCUAAGCUAUGUGAGAAGAAAGAGAGCAUCCUAUAUUUGCUAGACACAAGAGGUACAGUAGGGUACAUUGCGCCAGAGAUGAUCUCCAGAGUUUAUGGGAAUGUGUCGCACAAGUCAGAUGUGUAUAGCUAUGGAAUGUUGGUUCUUGAGAUGAUUGGUGCAAGGAACAAAGAAAAAUCUAAUCAAGCCUCUUCUUCUAACAGAAGUUCGAUGUACUUUCCUGAAUGGAUCUAUAGGGAUCUUGAAUUAGUAAAGUCGAGAAGGGAUAUUGAGAAUGGAAUCAACAACGAGGAAGACGAGCUAGCAAAAAAGAUGACAUUGGUGGGCUUGUGGUGUAUUCAGCCUUCUCCACUAGAUCGCCCACCGAUGAACAGAGUUGUAGAAAUGAUGGAAGGAAGCUUGGAUGCUCUUGAAGUCCCUCCUAGGCCUGUUUUCCAAAUCCCCACAGUGGCUUUUCAAGAAUCUUCAACAUUUUCAGCGGAUACCUCUGUUUACACUCAAGAAUGAUCCAGGAAGCCUCCUUGGAAACUACUAAAGCACGAAAGCAGCUAUACAUAUAUUCAAAAAAAAAUUCUUGUAAAUGCUCUUUGGUGUUUGGUGGAUAAGUUAGAAGGAUGAAGACAAAGUAAUUAGGAUAAAGUGUAGUAAAUGUUUACAAAGAAGUUUCUAAUUACACUCCAACUGAAAGUUUAUUUUCCA
Molecule: messenger RNA, 2740 nt
Organism: Camelina sativa (false flax)
Lineage: Eukaryota; Viridiplantae; Streptophyta; Magnoliopsida; Brassicales; Brassicaceae
Source: RefSeq, a predicted model, not a curated record